UCAUUAGCAAAAGCAGUAUCUGAGUUACGUCGUUCGGAUGUGGCAUUCCCAGUAGCGGAAACGUUAGGAAUUCCACAGUUGAGGGCUGGUCAAGAAAUGCCUGAGGCAAGGGUGCUGGUCUUGUAUACGGGUGGAACAAUCGGUAUGAAGAGUGUCGAUGGAGUUUACGUGCCAGUUGCUCAUUACUUACCUGAGGCUGUUCGUGAACUACCACCGCUCAACGAUAAGGCCUACGUGGAAGCACAUUACGCAGGCGCAGCCAUUAAGCCAUUAUGCUUACCACCAGUUCGACACAUGCACAAACGAGUACUUUACUGGGUAUGUGCCUUGCCAAUCAAGUAUAUCAGUUGCGAAUUCAUCACUUAG
This is a messenger RNA of Anisakis simplex (herring worm), 366 nucleotides long. Lineage: Eukaryota; Metazoa; Nematoda; Chromadorea; Rhabditida; Anisakidae. The record is from the annotation of a GenBank genome assembly.